Moneuplotes crassus is the source of this 626-nucleotide messenger RNA. The record is from the annotation of a GenBank genome assembly. NCBI's taxonomy places the organism in Eukaryota, Ciliophora, Spirotrichea, Euplotida, Euplotidae.
AUGUUCAGCAUUAUUACAAGAAGAAUGUCUAAGAAGUCAGUAUUUUACAAAGGAAAUGCCAGGUUUUCGUCUUGGAAUUUCCCUGAUCCUAAAGAUUCUGAAAAUACUAAAUCUGGUAAUCAAGGUAGAAGAAGAUGGUAUCUUUGGUUGUACUCUGGUUCUGCAUUAUUAUUGACAUUCGGAGUAGUGAACUCCUUCGGUAAUAUUGGAGACAAAGUGAUCAGAUUCACUAAAAGGGUGCCUGAGCAUAUGCGUGAGAACCUAAUCCAACAGAAAUACUUCAGUAAGAAAAUGGAUCUCAGCUCUUUACCUCUUAGUGAAAUAGAGAUAAUCCAGAGAUGUUCGGAGAUAUGGAUAAACGGUAUACACAAGAUAAUGUUCCCAAAUUUAACAAUCUUCAGUAUUUUGGCACCUUUAUCAGUUGUCCUGCAUAUCUGGCAUUACAGAGCAUACAGACUUGCAAUGCCCUUGGGGUCAAAGCUACUGCUGGUCUUCUGGGGAAUCUGUGGCAACCUUCUUGGUAUUAGUCAGUUUAUACACUUUAAACACUCCUUGGUCCAUUACGAACAGAUUCAUGAAAAAUGUGAGCACCUGCUUCAAGGAGUUAAGAAGGAGGAAUAAAAAUA